Cooperia oncophora is the source of this 417-nucleotide messenger RNA. The record is from the annotation of a GenBank genome assembly. NCBI's taxonomy places the organism in Eukaryota, Metazoa, Nematoda, Chromadorea, Rhabditida, Trichostrongylidae.
AUGGACGGGCGAGAUCGUGCCCCAAUCAGAAUGUUGUUCGUUCUCGUACCACUGUGCUUUCUUCUGAUCAACGUGGCGGCUGGGAAUAGAUGCCCUACCUACACCGCAAGGAAAGAGUGGUACUCGAGCUUCAACGAGUUCCUCAACCCAGCACUGGAAUGGGACCCAGGACUUUCCAGUGACGCUUGUAACGAAGCAAGAGGUAUUGUAGCCUCUAAUGCACCUCACAAAUUCAUUGCAGAAAAGACGUUCGCGAGCGGUGGAUCAGUCCCAGUCAUGAUUGGAGAAACUCUAAUGGACGGGUUGCAAGAUGAAACACAGACAGAAAAUGUACGCAAUCUUCCUCCACACACCAAAUAUGGAUGCAACAGCUACUUCGAAGGGAACCUAGUAAAAGUCGUCUGUGUCUACAAGUGA